CCGACCACUCUUUGUUAAGAGGCUUGGGCAGGGUUGCUUGCUCUUGUCGUCUAAAUUAUCAAGGCCUGAUAUUUGUAGUUGGCAAAUUGAGCCUAGACCUCCCUCAGUAGCCACUGAGUAGGCGUGAUGUUGAAAUGUACCAGACGCAGAAGCUGAAAGUGAAAUUAUUAAGCAGGAGAGAGAGAGUAUUUGUACUAUCAUUGCCACCUUUACUACUCCUAGUACUACAACCAAUACAAAUAAUAAAAAUUAUAAUUAUUCCCGGAAGAAAUAAAAAUUAACCCGAGAGCGAUCUGGCACAACACUGUUCAAAAGACAUCCCUGCAGAAACAACAACAACAAGGACAGACGCCACAUAGCAGUGCUGCGUUCCUUUACAAGUCACAACACGCUGCAGCAUGGCAGAUAACGAGCGAUGGCUGACGGCCCACCACGACCCCCUGGCAGCCCUGUACACCUUCAGCUCCUGCAUGGCUCUUGCCGACCUGCACGGGGAUGGGGAGGCCAAGCUAAUCAUUGCAGAUCUUGGCACUGGAGCAUAUAACAUGAAACUGAAGGUGUACAAGGGGACGAACCUCAUGUCCGAGAACACCUUGAUUGAUCUGCCCACAGGUGUUAUAACCUUCCACAUGGACACCACAGAACCCAGGGUGCCAGCCGUUGCCGUUGCCUCAGGGAGUUACAUUUAUAUAUACAAGAACCUCCGUCCAUACUUCAAGUUCACGCUGCCGACGCUGGAGGUGAACCCAGCUGAGUUUGAUGCCUGGGGUCAGGCGCGGGAUGACCUGCUGGACGUGAGCAUGCUGUACGAGAUCCUGGACUCCCUGCGGCAGGAGGUGGGGGAGUGCGGCCUCACCACGCGCUCCCAGAGGUUCCUUAUGUGUCCGGACCACACCUCCCAGACUGCCUUUCUUGACCAGCACAAGGGGUUCAUUCUCAAGCGGCAGACAGUAGUGACCUGCGUCUCCACCCUGAAGAAGAGCCACUCGGAGGAUGACGCAAUCUCCUGCCUGGUCUUGGGUACAGAGAGUGCAAAUAUCUUUAUCUUGGAUCCUGAGGCUUUUACUAUCCUCAACAGUAUGAGUCUACCCAGCGUCCCAGUGUUCCUCUCAGUGACAGGCCUGUAUGAUGUGGAGUACCGGAUCAUUGUGGCGUGUCGCAACGGCCAGAUAUACACGCUCAAACGGGGCACCAAGAUUGGCCGGCCCACUGCUGAAUUAACCUCCCAGCCCGUUGGCCUCAUUCGUCGGGACAAGACUGUUAUUGUGGCCACCAUGGACCACCACCUUCACUCCUUCAAUAAUAAGGGGAAGAGACUAUGGUGCAUCAAGCUCCCUGGGGCCGUGCUGUGUCUGGAAUGCCUGGAGUUACGCACUCUGAGCCUCACCCUGGUGGCGCUGGCUCUGGCCGACAACCGGGUGCUCAUCUACCGAGACAAACACCUGGUUGACACAAUACACACUGAAGACCGAGUGUCCGCCAUGAGGUUUGGUCGGUUCGGCCGCGAGGAUAACACAUUGGUUCUUGUUUUGAAAGGAGGCGGUCUGGUGGUGAAGAUACUGAAGAGAACAGCUCGGUUUGACAUCCAGGACGCAGAUGGGCCGUCACAGGGGCAGGUGGUGAAGCUGAACAUCCCCAAGAAGACUAAGCUGUUUGUAGACCAGACUAUGAGAGAGAGGGAGAACUGUGUGUUGAUGCACCGAGUGUUCCAGCAUGACCUGUACCGCCUGCGCCUCAGCACCGCCCGGUCAUACGUGCAGGCCCUUGAGACCAGCAGCAACCCCAUCUCCCUCUCCCAGACCGAGCCCCUCAAACUCUCUGCCCAGGUGUUGGGCCUCGGUCCGACCUUCAAGCUGAGAGUGGAGCUCCAGAACACCUCCCCUUCCUGCCCCUCCCUCCACCUGGCUGUCAUCUUCCACUGUGAUGACCGCGUGUACAGCGUCAACAAGUCAUAUAUACAGAUCCCAAUCCUAGUACCAGGCAUCAUUCAUGUGGCAGAAACCCUACUGACCUGUGUGUCGGAGCUUGGCAUAUCUGACACAGUGAGGGUGUUUGUGGUGAAGGGAAAGUCGUCAAGGCCACUCCUUACUGCUGUUAUUAAUAUGCCAGUGGCUGAGGUGUUCAUGGCAGCAUAAAGAAGAAGAGGAGGAGGACUUAAGGACUGGUAGAGAAUGGAAUGUUAAAGAUCAGAAA
Messenger RNA from Scylla paramamosain (green mud crab), 2193 nucleotides. It is a transcript of the gene BBS1, whose product is annotated as Bardet-Biedl syndrome 1 protein homolog. Gene Ontology annotation, molecular function: patched binding; smoothened binding. Lineage: Eukaryota; Metazoa; Arthropoda; Malacostraca; Decapoda; Portunidae. The record is from RefSeq and is a predicted model, not a curated record. The transcript is spliced from 12 exons. The coding region runs from base 399 to 2135 and encodes 578 amino acids. Gene Ontology annotation, biological process: non-motile cilium assembly; protein localization to cilium. Gene Ontology annotation, cellular component: axoneme; BBSome; centrosome.